This is a messenger RNA of Xyrichtys novacula (pearly razorfish), 2986 nucleotides long. NCBI's taxonomy places the organism in Eukaryota, Metazoa, Chordata, Actinopteri, Labriformes, Labridae. The record is from the annotation of a GenBank genome assembly.
GAAUUCUCGAAUUGAACCUAGAUCUGACAGUAGCCAACAAGAUGAAAGUUUUAAAAAGUAUUUUAUUGGCAGAGUCGGCUACGUUUUUGUCAUAGCCAUUUCUCUAAUGUAAACCGUUUGUUUUGUCGUAUAAAAAAAAUCGCACAAAUGAAUAGAUUCGAGCCACCACAAAGAGUCUAUGAUUUAAGCAAAACAAAGCUGGGCUUUUUGGACACACUUUCGUACGAGAUUUCAGCGAAACGCGAGACUUCGGAGGUUACCAAGGAGACAACAGCAGCGUUUGGUAUCUGUAUUGAGGAAGAGGUGUUUUCUGUCUCUGGUGAUGUUUGUGCUGAGUUGAUAGUAGUUUGCCGCAUGGAGCUGCCGGGCACGAUAAGAAGACGAUUAGAAGACUUUUCUCGAAAUGUAUUAUUCGAGCAGAAUCGGACUGAAACUAUCACAAAGGAGAAUGACUCGUUUUCUCCUCACGGUAAACUCAGGCUGCUGCCGUUGAAAUGAUUCAGCCUCAAUGUUAGCGUAGUUAGCUCACAGGCGAUGGUUAAACUUGGUCAGACACAUAGUACCACAGCAUAUUUCUGCCGAAAUUGUGUCAUCUAUCCAGUCAACGUGUGUUGUUUCUCUGUUUUCAGACAAGCGGGUGUUGUCCGGUCUCCCCCUCCAGAUGUCUCUGUACUUUAACAUGUGGUUCUUCCCCCUGUGGUGGAUCUGCGAAACUGUAAUGCUGCACCUCAAGGUAAAGGGCGAACAACAAUAAUAAUGAUAUGAGAGGAAAAUAGAGGUGCAUAGGUGUUGUAAGAAAUGCGCAAAUUACCCUAUUAGAUUCAUAUAUUUCUUGAUCUUCAUUUGUCAUUUAACAGCAACAACACCAGAUAGACGGAUGGGUGUCAUACUAAAGCAAAUGCAUGAGAACUAAGGUUUUUGAUUAUCUGUGCAAAGUGGAUCUCGUUUCAGCCAAAGUUGCAAGGCCUUCAUCAAGUAAUACCCAUUCCUCCUUUUCACCACCUGAUUGAUCACGUUAGAUAUUUGUAGUUUAUGUAUAUUACUUUCUCUACAGGAAAGGUUUUGGCAUCAGCCUUAUCAUGCAUACACCACUUGAUCUGUUGGUCUUUUUUGAUAUUCAGAUUAUGUAUUGCAGGUUUUUUUCCAAGCAUAUAAACACACACCACAAAUUGACAAGUUAUAUUCAAACUUCAAAAGCACAUACAGUACAGGCCAAAAGUCUGGACACACCUUCUCAUUCAAUGUCUUUUCUUUAUUUUUUUUAUAUGACUAUUUACAUUAUAGAUUAUCACUGCCAUCAAAAAUAUGAAUGAACACAUGUGGAAUUUUUUACUUAUAAAAAAAUGUGAAAUAACUGAAAACAUGUCUUAUAUUAUAGUUUCUUUAAAAUAGCCACCCUUUGCUCUUGAUGACAGAAGUACUUAGGUGACUGAAGUAACCCUGAUAAGGCACACCUGUGAAGUAAAAACCAUUUCAGGUGACUACCUCAUGAAGCUCAUUGAGAGAACAGCAAAAGCAAAGGGUGGCUACUUUCAGAAUUCUAAAAUAUAAAACAUGUUUUCAGUUAUUUCACAUUUUUUUCUUAAGCACAUGAUUCCACAUGUGUUCAUUCAUAGUUUUGAUGCCUUCACUGAGAAUCUACAAUUUAAAUAGUAAUGAGAAUAAAGAAAAUGCAUGAUCACCUGUUUAGUACAAAUGACAGUACAUAUGACAGUAAAAAUUACAGAACAACUGAGCAUCAGAUAUCAUUGUAGCCUUCACUAAUUAUUUCCAAAUUGAUCUAGAUAGAUCUGAAUACUUUAGGAUUGUUAUUAAUAUUUUUAACCCCCAAAAUUUACCUGUAAGAAAAGUAUUAAAUUAAUUGUGUUAUUCUUAUUUUGUAAUGAUUUCUUCUAGUACCCUGCCUUACCAGACUACUACAAGUUCAUCCUAGUAACUGUUCUCAUCCUGAUGACUCUGAUCGAGGCCAUCAGACUAUUUCUUGGUUAUGCUGGGAACCUACAGGAAAAGGUUUGUUCAUCACAUACAGAAGCAUUAUUACAUGAAUGUAUGAACACACCACUUUGAAUAGAGAAAUGAGUGACUUGUGUAUGUGUAUGUUUGUGAAAGGUCCCAGAGUUAGCUGGAUUUUGGCUGCUGAGCAUCCUGCUGCAGUUUCCACUGAUCCUGUUUCAGCUCUUCAACGAAGCCAUUCUCAUACAGCCGCUUGAGAGGGGCGUUCACAUAGUUCUUGCCUUAUUUUUACUCUCACAGGUAAAAAGAAAACAGCUUGCUAGGGUGUUUGAUUAUACAGCUUCCAUUCCAUGUAAAUGUUUUGAUCUAAUCUUUUUCUCUGGUUUAUGCAGGCCCUCUUUGGUUUUGUGACACUGCGGGAUAUGGUCAGGCACACAGAGAGUCAGUUUCACCUCCGACAAUUCAACUGACUCACAGGCUGACAAGGGAAAACUUAACAUGUACAGGAGAUGUUUGGGACUCACAAACACAAUAUGAAGAACAUAACUAUUUGGGGAUGUUUUCAGUCUUAUUAUGUGGUUUUGUUAAAUGAUUUUGUAGUGAUUCUCCUGAGAACAUGCAUUAUUUAAAUUACUUUUCAAAAAAGUUAUAUGGUAUAAGUAUUCAUGCUAUAAACAAAGAGGCACAAACAUUUCCUAAGUUAUGUCAAAUUUUAAGAGUAUUGCUCACUGCUGAUCGUAUCUCUGCCUAUUCUGUAUAUUUCAGCAAAAAGUGUUAGGAAAGCUCAAACUGAAAUAUGGCCAGCAAAAGCCGCACACUGGCUGCACCUUGUAUCAAUUGAUAUAUUUUUCUCAAUAUGAAAAAGAGUUGACUCCUUCCUUUGUAACAUUUUCAUAGAAUUGACAUUUUUGAACACCAGAUAUCAAAUGUUGCAGAAGGUGUUGAGAUGAGUCUGCAGUGACUUUCAAUGACUUUUUGUUAUCAAGACUAUGUGCUUUUUUUAAGGAUUAAAGAUUGUCACUCACAGAUUGUU